Zalophus californianus (California sea lion) is the source of this 9557-nucleotide messenger RNA. RefSeq names its product heart development protein with EGF like domains 1 (gene HEG1). Lineage: Eukaryota; Metazoa; Chordata; Mammalia; Carnivora; Otariidae. The record is from RefSeq and is a predicted model, not a curated record. Gene Ontology annotation, molecular function: calcium ion binding. Gene Ontology annotation, biological process: heart development. The transcript has 18 exons. The coding region runs from base 119 to 4531 and encodes 1470 amino acids.
UCACUUCGCUCACUUCCCCGGCCCAGCGCGGCGCCCGCCGCCCGCUUCCCUCGCACCCGCGGCCGCCCCGCGCCCGCCCCGCGCGCCGGGCAUGUGAGCGCGGGCGGGCGCCGCCACCAUGGCCUCGCUGCCGCUCCCGCGCCCGCUGCUGCUGCUGCUGCUGCCGCCGCUGCUGCUGCUGCUGCUGUUGCCGCCGCCGCCGGCCGCCCCCGGGACCCGCGGCCGGACGCCCUCGCCGGCCCGCCGCGCGCCGAGAGGGGCGCCCCUCGCAGGAGCGGGGCCGGCACGGCCGCUCGAGCCCGGCCCCGAGCGCGAGCUGCCACCGCCGCCGCCGCCCUCGCCGCCCCGGGAGCGCCGCGGGCCCGCGCCCCCCGGCCCCAGCCGCACGGCCCCCGGGCCGGCCGCCGUCACACGCAGGGGACCCUCGCGCCGGGCCCCCCGAGGCGGGAGCGCGGCUGCUGAAAGAAACAGUUGGCCAGAAAGUAACACUGAAUCCCACAUAGAAAACGUCACCUUUGAUCAGAACCAAAUGGACUUUUCCACAGUGGUCUCCAAGGAGGGUGUGAGGACUCAGACCCCCAGAAAGAACCACACUUCUUCAGAUGCUCCAGAAAACUUUGCUCCACAAACUGAAGCAGCAGAUGCUGGAGGAAGAAACGACUCUUCCGGGAAGACAAAUUUCACCAUUUCCCCCAUCGGGGCUGACACGGCAACAGCUCUGACUUCCCAGAGCAUCACCAUAGCUUUGGGAAUGCCUCACUUGCCAUCCAGCUCAAGGUCCGAAGGAAGAACUGCCCCUUCGCACACGGAGAGCACAACAUCCCCGGGUUCCCUGGCGAGAGGAAAGGGGCUCCCAGAAGAAGUGACCGUGCACAGCCAAGUGGCUGCUACUUGGGUGUUAGGCCAGUCCCCUCUUCCUGCUCUGGAGGUAGGAGAAGGGAAGAGAAACGCCUCAGGACCGGCGUUCUCCUGGCUGCCUUUCUCCAGGACACCGGCUUACUCCCCUCCCUCAGAGCCCUCCUCGGCUUCUGGAAGCACAGAGGUGCUAAACAACUCCACUGUUCUCCCAAGUGCCUUGGCGAGUCGGACAGAGGGUGUGCAUGUUGCCACCACGCUCCCCAGUGGUGUCCCAGGGAUGCUCCAGUCCUUAACCAUCAGUCUGCGGCCUCUAAAUGAGACAGAGAGUUUCCUCAAGGACUCGGAAAUUGCCCGGACUUCAGUAUCAGCCCAUUCUUCACACUUCGAGGCAGGGUUGCAAAGAAAUAGUGAAGUAAUCAGGAAUCCGGGGGAUGGGGGAUUCAUCGAGCCGUCCACAGAAAAUGGAUUUGGCCUUACAUCUUCCACGGUCUCUGUGGGAUUCUGGCAAAAUGAUUCCCCAACCUGGGGAGGAGACCAGCUUGCCAGCAGCUUGGAGGCAGAGCAUGGAAGCCCUGUGUCUCGGACCGAGGCUGUGUCCGGGUCCGUCCCGUCGGGCAGGAGUGGAGAGAGCACGGCGCACUCGUUCUUGACCAACAGCAAGACCUUCGCAGAUGUGACAGGAAGCUCUACUUCCUAUCCUGAAGUUGUGCCUGCUUCAGUUUUGACCCACUUCCCAGCCUCUGCCCCCCAGGCUCGAGGAAGUGGCGGGGCGCUGGGCGGUAGGAGCUCCGCUGAGCCGGCCCCUGAGUCCUUGUCCUCACCCUCCUCCGAGAGCCUGGAUUCCUCGGCACCGCGUGGUGAACGCUCCACCACUGAAGAUGGUCCGGAGCCCGGAGGCAGUUCUGCUGUGGAAGAGAGGACUUCCCAGGCUCACCACCCGCACACUUCAGCUACUUUCACCGGGACUGGAGAGCGCACGCUGCGGUCUCUCACCAACACGAGCACACCCUCUGGGGAAGUGAGGCACUCUGCGGUCGUGCCCAGAGAAACCGAGAGCGCCACCCAGCGCGGGAACGUGACCGUGACCGGUGACGCCCACUUGGUCUCGGGCUCCCUGGUGGCCUCACCGUCCUUGGGAGUCACUGGAAUGAGCUACAAUCAAGUGCGUGGCACGGAUAUGGAACAGGGGACUUCCAGUGACUACACAGACCACACCUAUGUCUCAUCUACUUUCACCAAAGGAGAACGGGCAUUGCUUUCCAUUGUAGACAACAGUUCAUCCCCGGACUUAAGGGAGAGCUCUACCUCUUCUACUAAGAUCUCAAACUCUUCACAUUCAGACUAUUCUUCCUCUUCUCAGGCUCAGGCUCAGACUGAAGGAAGUAAUGUGUCAUCCUAUGAGAGGGAGUAUGCCCAGCCUUCCACUGUGUCGCUGGCUCUGCGCACAGCCAACGUUCCCUCCUACGCACCCACCAUUAACAUGCCCAACACUUUGGUUCUUCUGGACACCGAUGCUGCAUCGAUUGGUGACUCUUCUUCUUCUUCAGGGCCCCCUUUGCCCCUGCCCUCAGAGUCCCAGUCCCACCAGUCAUUCUCAUCAAGCUCACCCUCAACUGGGGCCUCUACUCUUCCACUGCAGUCCACUCCCGAUGCGCCCACACCCGUGUCUUCCUCACCACCACCCUUACCAGGGUCCCUGACAGCAUCUACCCCUGCCUCACCCUCUGCCUCCCAAACAACCCUACCACCUUCACUUUCUACCCUGGUCCUGCCCAGGGCAAGAGACACCCCUGUGACUUCAGUUCAGACGGAGACAAUGGCAUUAUCUGUGGCAAUGCUCCCCAGCAGUCAAACAGCAGAUCCUAAGAACCAGAGUAACCCACACCAUGAGAAAGUCAUUACAGAAUCAAAGCCACCAAGGCCGGAGUCUCUGCCCACAGAGGCCCCUGAAGCUAUAACAGUGAGAUCUACGUCAGGGAUCCCUAUGCCCUCGACCUUAACAGAGUCCUCCACUCAGCAAGCCCUUCCAGCCAUGGGCACCAGCGUACCCCAAACGUCUCCAGCUUUGUCAACCACCGUCUUCGAGACCUCUCAUCCCUUCAGCCCUGUGCCAACCACAGCAGCUCCCAUGGCUGACCCCACAACAGCACAGACUACAGCUGAAAAACAGCUCUUGCCAACCAGCCCUGAAAUCCCAGCACCACGGAUCUCCACAGAAAGCUCCGUCACCACAGAAAGGAGCCAAGUCCAUGGAGAUGCUACCAGCCAGUUGAUCCCCCUGACCAGUGUACCCACGUUAGCGAAAGGAUUGACCCCAGGACUUGACAUGACAGAGGAGUACAGCCCAGCUUCACACUUCCUCGGAACAUCUCCUCCCCCAACCACAGGCGUUUCCACGGCUGAAGUACUGACUCCUAAAUCUACCACCGUCGCUGCCCAGAGCAGCACGCAGUCGCCAAAAGCAUUGUCCUCUCCAGCCUCAGUUAACAGCUGUACCACUAACCCUUGUCUUCACGACGGGAAAUGCGUUGUGGACCCCACCGGCCAUGGGUAUGGAUGUGUGUGCUCACCCUCCUGGCAAGGUGAUGACUGCAGCGUGGAUGUGAAUGAAUGCCUCUUGAACCCCUGCCCACCCCUGGCCACGUGCAACAAUACUCAGGGAUCCUUCACCUGCAAAUGCCCGGUUGGCUACCAGAUGGAAAAAGGAAUAUGCAAUUUGGUUAGAACCUUCGUGACAGAGUUCAAAUUAAAGAAAACAUUUCUCAAUACCACCAUGGAGAAACAGGCAGACCUACGUGAAGUUGAAAAUGAGAUCACCAAAACAUUAAAUAUGUGUUUUUCAACGUUACCUGGUUAUACCCGAUCCACAGUUCAUGCUUCUAGGGAGUCCAAUGCAGUGGUCAUGUCACUGCAAACCACCUUCUCCUUGGCCUCCAACGUGACGCUGUUUGACCUGGCUGACGGGAUGCAGAAAUGUGUCAACUCCUGUAGGUCCUCUGCUGAGGUCUGCCAGCUCUUGGGAUCUCAGAGGCGGAUCUUUAAAGCGGGCAGCUUGUGCAAGCGGAAGACUCCGGAAUGUGACAAGGAGACCUCCAUCUGCACCGACCUGGACGGGGUCGCCCUGUGCCAGUGCAAGUCGGGCUACUUCCAGUUCAACAAGAUGGACCACUCCUGCCGAGCAUGUGAAGAUGGAUAUAGACUCGAAAAUGAAACCUGUAUGAGUUGCCCAUUUGGGCUUGGUGGUCUCAACUGUGGAAACCCUUAUCAGCUGAUCACCGUGGUGAUCGCAGCAGCAGGAGGUGGGCUGCUUCUUAUUCUAGGCAUCGCGCUGAUUGUUACCUGCUGCCGAAAGAGUAAAAAUGACAUAAGCAAACUCAUCUUCAAAAGUGGAGAUUUCCAAAUGUCCCCAUAUGCUGAGUACCCCAAAAACCCUCGCUCCCAAGAAUGGGGCCGAGAAGCUAUUGAAAUGCAUGAGAACGGAAGUACCAAAAACCUCCUCCAGAUGACGGAUGUAUAUUACUCGCCCACAAGUGUAAGGAAUCCUGAACUUGAACGCAAUGGACUCUACCCGGCCUACACUGGACUGCCGGGGUCACGGCACUCGUGCAUUUUCCCUGGACAGUAUAACCCAUCUUUCAUCAGUGAUGAGAGCAGGAGAAGAGACUACUUCUAAGUGUGGAAGAGAGAGGGAGGGCCCAGCACUCUGAGCAAGCCCAUGACCACGCCACCAGACGUGAGUCUCAGCCCACUCAGAGGACUGCAGCAGGGGGGAGCGUGCUCACCGGCUGCCCCCAGGACUCUUGGAGCCACACUCCAGUGGCAAGCGGGAAGCGGGACAGGCGUGAGGGGCAUGACCGCAGGGGAAGGGCACAGAUGGAUCUGGGACGUGGAACUGAGGGCUGCUCCUUGGGCACCUUCGCCCUUAACUGUGAACAUGAACGUGGGCCAGUACCGGGAGUCUCUGAGUGCCAAAGCCGCCCCCGGCCACUGGCCAUGGGCUGACUCGUAGCCAGGGCAAGUCGUCAGGCGCCUUCGCCAGGACCCAGUGUUUCCUUAGUUUGCACUUUAGUAAAUUGGAUAGGGAGGUCUCCUUUCAGAUUUUUUCCAAGACUGUUCCAAAAAGAAGGCCUCUUUUCCUGAGACACUGCCAUAGGCCUCGAUCUGGUGAUUAAUUUACCGCAAAAUACAGGCUCUUUCGUUGUUUUCCUGCCCGGUAUCUCCGUGCUAAACAACAGAUGAUGAUGAUGAACAUACCACUGAGGUUUGGAGAUGCUGCAGGUGAGCAUACAGUACUCCAUUUUUUAGUCAAGGUGACAUUUAUUUAAGAUUAUUUUUUCCCUCUGCAGUUAAUUCUCACUUUUUCAAGUAAGUCUGCAUCAGGGCAAAACAAGUUGCAUUUGCUUUUAAUCAGAGGCCUCCCACUGCCCGUAGUGAGGCCGGGCAGGCAGCGCCAGGCUCGGGGCCCUGCGGGGAGAAGGCCCAGAGGGUCAUAGAGCCGCAGGCCGUGGGGCGCUUCUCAUCCCUGAGGGCAUCGCCCAGUGCCGGUCCCGGGGAGUCUGACCCCCCCUCUGAGGCCGAAGCUGCUGUGUCUGUGCAGUAGAAACGGGAAGCUGAAUGCAGACUGGGCCUGAGCAGGUAUUCCGCCACUGAAGGAGAAGCAGCGGAUUGUGGCUAGAGGACUGGGCUGACCCGGCACAUUCCGCUUCCUGAAACCCCCGCGCUUUGGGAAGCCGUGUGGGUUCCUGAGGAAGACCUGAGAGCUGGGACAGAGCCACACGUCCAUGAGUCUGCUUCCCUCCUGGGGCGGCUUCUGUGAUCCUAUCCCGCAUCUUGUCCACAAACUCAGUGUCCACUUUUCAACCAACGGCCCAGAGCUGUUUAUUCACUGAAGAAAUAACUUAUUUUCCCUCAUGCAGUAAUUUGUCCCCCUUUAUACUACUGCCGAGUUCCCUCCAGAAACAUAAUUUAACUCAGCAUUGGAGAACUAAAGACUUCCGGCCAGUUAAGGAGUUGAGAGUUUGCCUUUGGGAAGGAAAUGCCACAUGUCUUAUUUAUUAUGCCUGUGACAUGGGUCCUGUGGGGGUGGGGGGGGGCAUCCCCAGGGCACAGUGUCUUUACCUGCUACUUGUGGAACUGCGAUUAUUCCCGCCAUGUGCUUUUGACACAUCCUGGUUUGGGAUGAAGUAGAACACAGUGGUAAAGAAUUAUUCCCACCCUGAAGCUUGGAGCUCAGGGGCACCCACAUUCUGGAAGCAGUCUAGCCUUUGGGGACAGUUCUGUCCUGGGCGUGGUUGUUUCUUCAGAGUUCUCUUUUUAUCUCUUCAGAGUGUAUCUCACCCUUACUGUUAUGUAAUCCUCGUCCUUAGAAUUUUAAGUGUCAACUCCUGUGUCCCAUGGUCUCCACGAGCCACCAUCACCCUGCUGCAGCGGGAACACAAGUCAGGUGUGAUGCUUUUUAGUCAUUGCAUUGGACUCAUCUCCUGAGAUACAAAUUCUGUUUUUGUCAGCGGAUGCCAACUUCAAAUUUCAGAGCAUCACCUUUCUGAAAUCUUUGGGUCUUGCAGCUCUCUGGGGAAGCAGACAGCCUCUGGUCUCACAUCUACCUGGAGAGCUCCAAGCUCCUGCCCUCCGCUCACCCUAGCCAACAGACUUGGCUCCCUCACGAGGUGGCCUCGCUUCCUGACUCUUGAUGCAGAUCCUUGCUCAUCCCCAGAACCCAGAGCCACGGUGGGGGGGCUAUUCCCAAGCAUACUCAGCUAAAGGUGUCAGAUGCUAUCUCAGCUGACAGAUCAUCUCCUGUGUCAGGACCAGAAGCUAUAAGCUACACAAAAGGAAGUGUGCUGUCUCAAAAGCAUUCUUGAGAAGAAUCCCAAAGUCCAGAAAAGAGUGUCUUGUGAGUUCCGAGAAUGCUUUCCUGUGAGUAGGUUUUGUGCAUGUGAAGUGGAUUAAGAAUGUUGUUUUUCUUUUACUGUGAAAAAGGGAGGCCCCCGACAAUGUUAGGUUCAAAUGUAUCUCACUUCUAGGAGGCUGUGGGGUUGGGAAACAGAUAUCUCAAGAGCAGGAGGGUCUAAGAAGGCAUGAAAACAGCAUGACCGUUACCCAGUUACACGUUAGCUGCCCACCCUGAAUGAGGAAGGGGGAGGCUGGCUGCACCCCUGUCUGGGGUUAAUACCUCCCAAAGGGCCCUGCCUGGGCUGAGGGCAAACAUCCAGGAGGACAGGAGCAGCCUCUGGACUGGAGGGACAGGGCUGGGUGCACCCCUGGGAAGCAGAAGCCCUCACUUCUGGCACAGGUGCUCCGUGUCAGCCCCUACACCUGGAAUGUGUGACUCGUGCCCACAGGAAUGCCACAGUCCUGCCUCGUUGGGGCCCCACGGCUAGGGAAAAGUGGAAGGGAAAAGGGACACUUAACUGCUCAUGAGAGGCUUCAACUUCUGGAGGGCCUGGCGGGGCCGAAAGGAAGCCAUGUGUCCUGUAGCAUGCGGCAGCACCACACCAUGACUCAGCAGAACGGGGUCACCUGCCAGCCUCCCGGCCACUGUGGGUUUUGUUUAAGCCCCAGGGAGUCUUCUUUCUCCUGUCGUUUCCUCUCGGCUCCACGAGCCAGCCCAGGGCCCUGAAGACCAUUGAUGAAGUCUACCUGUCAUGACCAGAAUCUCUGGUGUUCCCCCCCAUGACCAGGCUCUGUGCAGGGUCCUUGGCCUCACCACACCCUGGUGAAGUGUGCAUGCGAGUGUCCGUUUCUUGCACACGUGAACUCUCAGAGAGGAUGAAUAUCUUGCCUUAGAGAGCCAGGAUUCAAACGCUUCUCCCUUUCUUGCCUUCCUGGUGAAUGCCUCACCACCCGAAUAGACAUUACAUGUCAAAGAGGGCAGGAGAGAGUGGGCUUACAAUAUACUUUUUUUUUUUUAAGAACCUUAUUAUUAUUAAGCAUUAACUGAACUAAUGAUAUGAAAUGCAAAAAAAAAAAAAAAUCCUUUUUGAAAAGGUCCUUUUGGGUUCAUUGCAUAUAAUUGCAUCUAUUUCUUGGACACGUGAGGUCAUCAUUAAGAGAAGAGUGGCUUGUGUUUAGCGAGAAGUAUACUGGCACAUGGCUUUGGGUGUAGGAAGGGUGAGGUGAUGACCCGGGUUUUUGACAAACGCAGCCAGACUUAGAUGCCCAUCUGAGAGCUGCUUUGCCUUGUAUUGGAAGCAUAUUUUUGUGAACGUGAUCAGAGUCGUGAACAUAUUCAGUUGAAUGUCUUAAAUGCUGACAAAUCUUCCUCCUUUGACGAAAAUUUAUUUUCAGAAGCAGCUAAGUCAUUUAGAGCCAAAUUUGUUGAAUGGAUAGUGUGAUCAAGCUGGCUGCUAGCAUUUGGAAUUAUAAACAAAGAUGUGACUAUUAAGUUCUCAAAGAGGUAAUUCUUAAAGUUGGUCCCAGCAGAAGGGCAGCAUCUUUGUAGUACAAGGCUGGAUGGCUGCCCAAGAAAAUGUUUUUGAAGGAUGGUAUUUAUUCAGAUGUGGAAGUUCCCAGAGCAGGCACGUUAGGGUCAUUCCUCACAUGUGGCUUUUGUGGGGUCUCCAUGAAGCCAUCUUGCCCACUGGCCAAAUGCCCAGGUGCCUGGUAGGCUGGGGAACUUUGCCUGGAGAAGCUAAAGCUGAGCAUUCUAGUUGCUCCUGGCUUAGUUUAGCCUAGCACGCCCCAAAGUCGGGUUCUGACCCAUUGUUCUAAGAUACUUACUCUGAUUUCAAAACUAGGCACUUCUUUGGAUACAGGAAGAAUGCAAGGUUCAGUAUUUCAAUAUUUUCUGUCUUUUUUAAAACUGCCCUUAAUGUCAGAGAUAUUUUUUUUAUGUGAAGACUUUUUGGGGAUUAGAAGGGACAUGUCAUUUCCUCCUUCUCAACAAAACAUCAUUCUGAGGUUCUUGUGUGCAUUUUUGGAAACAGAUAGGGUUUUGUAGAGUUGUCUUUUGAGUAUGUGUUCUUUUUUUCUUUUUUGAAAUCCCCAGAGAAGGAGACUGGUUAAAAGACUAGAAAUAUUAAAGUAUUAAAUUCCAGUUAAUUUGUUGCGCUAAGGUAUCUUUUCAGCAGUGUUAUAAUCCAUCCUGUUUGGUAUCAACUGCUCACAAAAAAGCCUGUGAAAUUCAAGGGGACAAUUUAGGUCUAUAAAGAGAGAUCUUAACCAGCUUUGUCCCCUCCGCAUUUUUUAAGAGGACAUUUCAAAGGAUUUGCCUACUAGAUUCUGGUUUUAUCUUUUUUUUGGACAUGCAAUGCAGAUGCAGAGUUCUUGCCUAGGAAGGAUGGGACUGGACAGGGGUGGGAUGGAACCAGUCUAUCUGCGAAACUAACCCAGAUUUCUGUAUUACCUUGGCCUGUUUCUUCAAAAAAAGAAGGUCUUUCAUUAUGGGUUGUUGUGAGUUUUGUUAAUGUUUGUGUUGCUGGACUUAUGGUUAAAUGAAGCAUGUAGCUGGAAUAUGAGCUUCUUGAGUUUUCACAUUGUCCCAGAUUUCUUUUUGCAAACCUUUAAACCUUAGCCCCUGGUUGAUUGUGUUAAAACCAUUAUGAGAAUGUUAUUUAAAGUUGUAUUAUAAUUGCCACCUCCACUAAUUAUUCAGUACUGUAGCAGCAAAGUAUUAUUUGUAAGAAUUUGGUUAUUUUUAUACUUAUAUCUACUUUAAGUCUGGCGUUCUAGUCAGUAAAUGAUGCAAUAAAAUGAAUAUC